Messenger RNA from Fusarium sp. VM40, 420 nucleotides. The record is from the annotation of a GenBank genome assembly. Lineage: Eukaryota; Fungi; Ascomycota; Sordariomycetes; Hypocreales; Nectriaceae.
AUGGCCGGCUCGCUGGCUCCAGCUUGUCCGAGCUCCCCUAGCCGCCAGCGGUUGGCUAGGCUGGGCUGGCUCUUUGGCAGCGAAUGGAAAAACUGCGACUUUUCCCGACGACUUUUGAUUUCUUCACCUCAAGCCGACGCAUCUAAUCCUUCGAGCCACUCCGACUGGGUUUUGCGGUGGUCCGCCCUCGGCCUGGGUAUCUUUUACGGCUUCACCCACCAGCGAGCGAUUACUGCUUCCCAAAAAGCCGAGCAUGCGCAGCACGAGUACGAGAAGAAGGAGAAGCUUAUCCAGCAGGCCAAGGCCGAGUUUUCUAAGAAGAAGAACCCUACAUCUGGCGAUUCUGUCAUCACCGAUCCCUCAGACCCCAAGUUUGAUCUCGAGAAGCUGCUGUUGAAGGUCCAGAAGGAGAGCCCUUAA